Molecule: messenger RNA, 297 nt
Organism: Cladophialophora bantiana CBS 173.52
Lineage: Eukaryota; Fungi; Ascomycota; Eurotiomycetes; Chaetothyriales; Herpotrichiellaceae
Exons: 1
Coding region: 1-297 (98 amino acids)
Source: RefSeq, a predicted model, not a curated record
AUGUCGGGUGAAAUGAAUGAACUGUUCAUGUUCUUGCUUGAGCGUCAGGACACGUUCUAUGCAAAACACCCGAAGCCAUACCUCCGCCUAGUUGAUGUUGCAACCAGAGGCCAUACGAAGCUGACCUUGUUUGAAAUGCUUGUAGCGUCGCAGGAACAGGAAACGUUGCGUUGCUACUUCCCUGACAAUCUGGAUACUCAAUUUUUGGUGUCUUUGGACGCUAUGGCAGAGAAUUUCGAAGCCAAUGUGAUUGCAAGAUGCGCAGGACUCGUCGAAUUCCAUCCACGCUUUGGAUAG